Molecule: messenger RNA, 551 nt
Organism: Salvia splendens (bonfire salvia)
Lineage: Eukaryota; Viridiplantae; Streptophyta; Magnoliopsida; Lamiales; Lamiaceae
Product: norbelladine synthase-like
Exons: 2
Coding region: 66-380 (104 amino acids)
Biological process (GO): abscisic acid-activated signaling pathway; defense response
Cellular component (GO): nucleus; cytoplasm
Molecular function (GO): abscisic acid binding; protein phosphatase inhibitor activity; signaling receptor activity
Source: RefSeq, a predicted model, not a curated record
CCUCUCAAUCUCAACUCCUCUUUGUAGUGCAUAGACAUCACAUCUGCCGCAACCAGAAAUCGAAGAUGUACAGAACAAUGUCCGCUGAGAUGACGGUUGAUGUACCGGAAACCGAAGCGUGGAAGUUCUACGACACUCUACAGCUCCCCAAAGUGGCAGAGAAAGCCAACUCCGACUUUAUCAGCCGGGUCGACGUCGUCCAAGGAGACGGCGGCGCCGGAACCAUUCUCGAGGCCGUUUUCCGUCCAGGGAUGGGAGGGGGAAUGAAGUCGUUCAAGGAGAAAUUCGUGGUGGUGGAUAACGAGAAGCGUGUGAAGGAGGCAGAGGUUGUGGAAGGAGGAUUUCUGGAUCUAGGGUUCACGCUGUAUCGCUUCCAUUAAACCAUACAUUGGCCUCAUGCUGCUCUGUGCUAAGUAUUUGCUCCGCAACAAUGACAAUUGAUCAACUAUAGCCGCAACAAUGACAAUUGAUCUACUAUUAAUUUGGGACUGCGUGUUUUACUUUCAUGUUUGCUAAAAUAAAUUUCUAUCCUCCAACUAUAUAUCUCUGUA